GUGCCGAUGUUGUUAGAACCUGACGAAAGUAUUGAAUCUUCAUCGUCUAUGGAUGAAAAUUUAACAAUGCGACCGUGUGCGACGGAUUUUUCAAUUGCAGCGAUUAUGUCACGGCAUAAUCGUGAUGAAAAUCGUGGUGGUAAUGUGGCUACAACAACAAUAACCACAUCGACAUCAACAAUAACGGGGAAUACAGCUACGGAUUUACAACAGCAACAUCAUCGUUUAUCGUCUCGUGGUGGUGUCGCAUCUAUUCGAUGUCGUUCUGAACGUAAUUUAAUUGGACCAAUUACGCCACCGUUGACUGUUAAUAGUCCUGAUACAAUUACACCGUUAGAAAAAUUUGUGGAAACAACGACGACAUCGUCCGUAACAUCAUCUCCAUCAACACCAAUAGCGCCAUCGAUAACACCUGGUGUAGAAGGUGAUGAUAUUGGUCGUGAUUCACCUGUCGAUGUGUCAUCUACCUCAGAAGCUAGCCAAUCUGGUAGCAAUAACAAUAACAAUAAUAAUAAUUCAAAUUCCUCAACACCAAAAAAUCCAUUAUUACAAGAACGAUGGACAUGUGAAGAGCUACGGCAUGUUACGUGUCAUUUAGAAACAAAAGAUUUAUGGGAUCAGUUUAAUGAAUUGGGCACGGAAAUGAUCAUUACAAAAACAGGACGGCGAAUGUUUCCGACAUUACGUGUAUCAUUCACUGGUAUCCGACCAGAACAACGUUAUGCCGUGUUGUUAGAUAUCGUACCUGUCGAUAAUAAACGAUAUCGAUAUGCAUAUCAUCGUUCAUCGUGGCUGGUGGCAGGUAAAGCAGAUCCUCCAGCACCAUGUCGUUUAUACGCACAUCCAGAUUCACCAUUCACCGGAGAACAAUUACGUAAACAAGUUGUAUCAUUUGAGAAAGUGAAAUUGACAAAUAAUGAAAUGGACAAGCAUGGGCAUUUGGUGUUAAAUUCAAUGCAUAAAUAUCAACCACGUAUACAUUUAGUAAAACGUAAUAAUAACGACCAUCACCAUAGUAGUCAAUCAAAUAAUCAAAUUGUGGAUUUAGAAAAUGCUGAAUAUAAAACAUUUAUAUUCCCUGAAUCUGUUUUUACGGCUGUAACAGCAUAUCAAAAUCAAUUGAUUACAAAAUUGAAAAUUAAUAGUAAUCCAUUUGCAAAAGGAUUUCGAGAUUCAUCACGUUUGACAGAAUUUGAAAGAGAAACAAUGGAAUCAAUGUUAGCUGAACAGCAUUAUUUGCGAUCACCAUUACGGCCAUUUGAUUUAGAAGCGCAUAACAACAAUCUAACUCUAGAAGAAAAAGCACUAUUAGCAGCUAGAUCACAAUUAUUUUUACGUGCAGCAGCGGCGGCUGCUGGUCCCUAUGGUCCAUUGAUGAAUCCAAUGACCACACUAUAUGGAGCAUCAACUCCCACCAGUAGUGCAAGUAAUCCAGCCGGAAUUCCAGGUGGUGUCCCGCCUGGUGUAUUAUGGGGUCAAUGGGCCUGUUUAGGACCAUCAUUAUUAGCGGCUCACCAGCACCAGCUAGCUACAGCUGCAGCAUUACAAAAUAGUGCUGGCCCACCACCGGGUGGUAUACCAAGACCAAUGUAUCCAUCGCCCACCACAACACCAUUGUCACAUCAUAGAUUUGCUCCAUAUAUUUUAGGUAAUCAUAGUCGAAGUAAUAGCCGGGCAUCACCCGCAUCACCUGACAGUGUUAAUCGUGAUAGUGCUACUGAUUUGUCACCGCGUAGCCCUACGUAA
Messenger RNA from Chrysoperla carnea, 1746 nucleotides. Its product is annotated as T-box transcription factor TBX20-like. Lineage: Eukaryota; Metazoa; Arthropoda; Insecta; Neuroptera; Chrysopidae. Gene Ontology annotation, molecular function: DNA-binding transcription factor activity, RNA polymerase II-specific; RNA polymerase II cis-regulatory region sequence-specific DNA binding. Gene Ontology annotation, biological process: heart development; regulation of transcription by RNA polymerase II; positive regulation of DNA-templated transcription. Gene Ontology annotation, cellular component: nucleus. The record is from RefSeq and is a predicted model, not a curated record. The coding region runs from base 7 to 1746 and encodes 579 amino acids. The transcript is spliced from 6 exons.